Messenger RNA from Aspergillus welwitschiae, 942 nucleotides. RefSeq lists its product as uncharacterized. The record is from RefSeq and is a predicted model, not a curated record. Gene Ontology annotation, biological process: mitotic sister chromatid segregation. The transcript has a single exon. NCBI's taxonomy places the organism in Eukaryota, Fungi, Ascomycota, Eurotiomycetes, Eurotiales, Aspergillaceae. The coding region runs from base 1 to 942 and encodes 313 amino acids. Gene Ontology annotation, cellular component: kinetochore; MIS12/MIND type complex.
AUGUCCACCGACCACCACCGCAAAAUCGAACUCCAAUCGCCCGCGGACUUCACCUACCUCUACGCCAACACCGUCGCGCUCUCACGAGCAAAACUCGACCUCCACCUGCCCCCGUCCGCGAACCCCAACGAUGGACCGGAUCCUAUGCGCGAGCGAGUGCGAGAAUUAGUCGAUGAGGUAAUACCUUAUCCCUUCUCCCUUCCUCCCCAAGGUCUCUCAUUCACCAUUAUCCAUUUUGCAAUAUCUAACAAUAACGGCUCCCAGUACAUAAACCGCACCUUCAACUCCGCCUCCCCCUCCAUAAGCAUCAAUGGUCUCGACUCCACAUCCCCGGAAUGGCCCUUCCCCGCGGCCUUCACAGCCCCCACAGAACAAGUGGAAUACGAAGCGUACGACGGAAAACUAGCAUCGCGGGUAACAUCUCUGUAUGCGCAAUUGGAGUCGUUGACGACGACGGUGGCGCAAUUGAGACGGGAUGCGCCGGGGCGGGCGGCGAAGGCGUAUGCGGAGCAGUUGAGGAGCGCGUUGAGGGAGGAUGAACAGGAAACAGAAGAGGAGGAGGAGGAGGAGAUGAAGGAGGAAGAAGAUGAAGAAGGGCAGCAGCAACAGGGUGGGGGACAGGAUGCGGAGAUGACUGAUGCGGGGAGCACAACGGCAAGUACACAAAGGAAAGGGCCGAUGACGAGAUCGCGGGCGAAAUUGGAGGUUUCGCUGGGGACGGAGAAUGAGGCGGAGAGGUGGCGGAGUGGGGAGAUGGCGGAGGUGUAUGAGGAUGCGUUGCGGACGUUGUUGCGGCUUCAAGGUGAGGGGGUGUCUGGGGCGGAGGUGGAUUCGAGUGGUGAUGGGGCGGAUGGGAAUGCUCUUUCUUCGACGCUGGGGAAGGCCGAGAGGGCUGGGCGGGCUGUUGAGGUGGUGGAGAAGAAGGAGAAGAAGAAGAAAUGA